AUGGCGGUCACGCGCGCGAUCGCGCGUCGCUCGCGCGGGCGCGCGGGCGCGGUCGCGCUCGUCCUCGUCCUCGUCGUCGCGCUCGCGAGACAGCGGGCGUCGUUCGCGUCGACGACGACGAUGACGCCGUCGAACGAUGGAUCCUUCGUGGACGACCGCGGGACGCGCGUGCGGGCGCCGCCGUCGCCGACGUCCGUGGUCCCGAACGCGCUCGAACGUCUUCGUGCGCGCGGGGGGGCGGGCGAGGGUGGAGGCGUGGACGUGGAUGAGGACGCGACGCGCGCGGCGCGCGCGGCGGCGGCGCGGGCGGGGAAGCGACGACGCGGGAUCGAGUUCGCGUGUGGGAACUGUGCGUUGGAGCUCGACGCGAGAGGGAAGUACUCGCUCAUGGGGAUUAUUCCGAGAGCGGAUCGCGCGACGGAGGAUGGGAAGCGGGCGCUGGCGGCGGGCGCGGCCGUGGCGGCGCCGCUGCGCGCGGUGCCGUUCAAGCGGGCGCGAUUCGAUUACGUCGUCAUGCUCGAGACGUUUGAAAAGAUUAACGCGCGAGUGAGUGGGGAGAUCGUUGAUCCGGUGAUUAAUGAGGCGACGCGGGUGGCGAAGAAAGGGGCGAUCAUGGUGUUCGCCAAGCGCGCGGGCUCCGAUCGAGCCCGCGGGUGGUGGAUGGAUACGUUUUGCGCGCACGGUUGGGCAGAGGAUACCAAGUUGUACUCCAAAAUUGUCCCGAUAGAUGUCCGAAGGCGGGGUAACGUCUUCGUUCUCCGACGGUUGAAGCGCGUCAAGAUGGAAAAGUGUCGGUGCUCGGCGCCAGAGGGCGCGGACGCGAAAGAUUAUUGCGGCGCCCCGGGUCGACCGAACGCUCAAAGCGAGGUUCGCGAGUAUUGGCGAUCGAUUAAACGUCCGCGUUCGUUCGCAUGA
This is a messenger RNA of Ostreococcus tauri, 915 nucleotides long. Its product is annotated as unnamed product. Lineage: Eukaryota; Viridiplantae; Chlorophyta; Mamiellophyceae; Mamiellales; Bathycoccaceae. The transcript has a single exon. The coding region runs from base 1 to 915 and encodes 304 amino acids. The record is from RefSeq and is a predicted model, not a curated record.